AUGGCCCAGCAAUGGGGCCACCAAAGGCUCACAGGCAGACAGCCUCAGGACACCCAUGAGGACAGCACCCAGGGGAGCAUCUUCAUCUAUACCAACAGCAACACCACCAGAGGCCCCUUUGAAGGCCCCAACUACCACAUAGCUCCCAGGUGGGUGUACCACCUCACCAGUGCCUGGAUGAUCUUUGUGGUCAUCGCAUCCGUCUUCACUAAUGGGCUUGUGCUGGCGGCCACCAUGAGGUUCAAGAAGCUACGCCACCCUCUGAACUGGAUUCUGGUGAACCUGGCGGUCGCUGACCUAACAGAAACCAUCAUUGCCAGCACUAUCAGCGUUGUGAAUCAGAUCUACGGCUACUUCGUGCUGGGCCACCCUCUGUGUGUCUUGGAGGGCUACACCGUUUCCCUAUGUGGAAUCACAGGUCUCUGGUCCCUGGCCAUCAUUUCCUGGGAAAGAUGGCUGGUGGUCUGUAAGCCCUUUGGCAACGUGAGAUUUGAUGCCAAGCUGGCCAUUAUGGGCAUUGUCUUCUCCUGGGUCUGGGCUGCUGUGUGGACAGCCCCACCCAUUUUCGGUUGGAGCAGGUACUGGCCCCACGGCCUGAAGACAUCUUGUGGCCCAGAUGUGUUCAGUGGCAGCUCAUACCCCGGAGUGCAGUCUUACAUGAUGGUGCUCAUGGUCACGUGCUGUGUCAUCCCGCUGAGUAUCAUCGUGCUCUGCUACUUGCAAGUGUGGCUGGCCAUCCGUGCGGUGGCAAAGCAGCAGAAAGAAUCUGAGUCCACCCAGAAGGCUGAGAAGGAGGUGACACGCAUGGUGGUGGUGAUGGUCCUCGCUUACUGUGUCUGCUGGGGACCCUACGCCUUCUUUGCAUGCUUUGCUGCUUCCCACCCUGGCUAUGCCUUCCACCCUCUGGUGGCUGCUCUGCCAGCCUACUUUGCCAAAAGUGCCACUAUCUACAACCCCAUUAUCUACGUCUUUAUGAACCGGCAGUUUCGAAACUGCAUCUUGCAUCUUUUUGGGAAGAAGGUUGAUGAUAGCUCUGAACUCUCCAGCACCUCCAAAACAGAGGUCUCGUCUGUCUCUUCAGUGUCACCUGCAUGAGGUCUGCCUCCUACCUGUCCCAUCCACCAGGGCUUUGGCCACCUCUCCCUCCCCUUUUUCUCUAUUCCUGUGAAAUAAAUGGAAUUUCUCUUUGCCAAAA
Nycticebus coucang (slow loris) is the source of this 1195-nucleotide messenger RNA. It is a transcript of the gene OPN1MW3, whose product is annotated as opsin 1, medium wave sensitive 3. The record is from RefSeq and is a predicted model, not a curated record. The transcript is spliced from 6 exons. Gene Ontology annotation, biological process: visual perception; G protein-coupled receptor signaling pathway; phototransduction. Gene Ontology annotation, cellular component: membrane; photoreceptor outer segment. Bases 1 to 1095 code for a protein of 364 amino acids. Gene Ontology annotation, molecular function: G protein-coupled receptor activity. NCBI's taxonomy places the organism in Eukaryota, Metazoa, Chordata, Mammalia, Primates, Lorisidae.